Saprolegnia parasitica CBS 223.65 is the source of this 1122-nucleotide messenger RNA. RefSeq lists its product as hypothetical. Lineage: Eukaryota; Oomycota; Saprolegniomycetes; Saprolegniales; Saprolegniaceae. The transcript has a single exon. Bases 148 to 1068 code for a protein of 306 amino acids. Gene Ontology annotation, biological process: fumarate transport; succinate transport. The record is from RefSeq and is a predicted model, not a curated record.
GCUCGUUGUGUUUCAAGCGCAGCGCGAGCAACCAUUGGCAGAGAGCUCCAUGGCUGGGUGAGGUGGCAUGUCGCGAGACGAUCUCUCUCUUCCUUGUCAUCGUCGUCAGUUUGCCUUUGUCCUCGAAGCCACCGCACCCCCUCCACCAUGGCCACUGCCCAGAUCCCUGCCAUUAAGACCUCGACGCCGGUCCUCGCUGCCACGGAGGAGCGCAAGGUCUCCAAGACCAUGAAGACCAUCGGCGGUAUGGCCGGUGGCUUCGUCGAGGCCUGCGCGCUGCAGCCUCUCGAUACGGUUAAGACUCGCCUCCAGCUCUCGGGCACGAAGGACGGUGCCGUCAAGAUCGCCCGCACCAUCGUUGCCGAGGAAGGUGUGGCCGCGCUCUACAAGGGCCUCUCGCCCUUCGUUGCCCACUUGGUCAUCAAGUACGCGCUCCGCUUCUCGACCAACGAGUUCUACCGCGGCCUCCUUGCCGAUAAGGACGGCAAGGUCUCCAAGGUCGGUGGCUUCGUCGCCGGCGCCGGUGCCGGUAUCACGGAAGCCGUUAUGAUUGUGACGCCGUUCGAAGUCGUCAAGACGCGUCUCCAACAGCAGAAGGGCUCGACGAACCUCAAGUACAAGGGCCCGAUCCACGCCGCGCAGACGAUCUUCAAGGAGGAGGGCGCCGCCGCGCUCUGGAAGGGCUGCGUGCCCACGAUGACCCGCCAGGGUCUCAACCAGUGCUUCCUCUUCGGCUCGUACGACAUGCUCAAGCACGCCAUGUGGGGUCUCUCGCGCGACGACAAGAUCUCGUCGCACCAGGCCCUCGUGACGGGUAUGGUUGCCGGUAUGCUCGGCCCCGUCUUCAACACGCCGGUGGAUGUCGCCAAGACGCGCCUCAUGGCGCAGGCCAACAAGAUCGGCGAGGCUGCUCGCUACAACGGCAUGGUCCACUGCAUCAAGACCGUGUACAAGGAGGAAGGUGCUGGUGCGCUCUACCGCGGCCUCGUCCCGCGCAUGGCUCGCGUCGCGCCUGGCCAGGGUAUCACGUUUGCUGUCAUGGAGCUCGUCUGCCGCAACUUUGCCUAAGCGCUCGCUGCUAGUUUUAAUUGAAAUAGAAUGUAUGGUUAUGAUGGUACGAGG